AUGCAAACAAACAAUGUCUAUGAAGCUUUUGCUGAACAAGACGAAGCAGCAUACAUUGAUGCUUUUAAUACUCUAAUAAAAGAUUCUUAUUCAGCACCGCUUCCUCAAGACUUGUCAGCCACAUGUAAGAACCAGAAUCAAGCUACAGUGUCAACAGCUAAAUCAAUAACAACUUCAAUGUUAUCAUCUGAUUUACAAAUAUUUUGUGGUACGGAAACUAUAUGCACCAUACCAGCUGGCUUUACCGUUACAAUGAAUAGCAAUUUAAAUGUUGCUGCUUUAGUUUUGAGUGGUUCGUUAGUUUGGAAUGACAUCAGCCAAUCUUCAAGUGAUCAAUGGUUGUGUGCUGGUUACAUUGCUGUCAAUGGAGGCCAAUUCGACAUGAAUCUAACGAGUAAACAAGGUUAUAUUUAUAUUAAAAAUAAUGGUCUCAAGCAUCCAACAGUUUCUACUCGUGCCUUUGGUUCCUAUAAUGCCGGUAAAAUACAUGUUAGUGGUCGCUCUCUUGCUAGAACUUGGUCGUUACUAGCUAAUAGAGCUACAUAUGGUAUGACUUCAAUUAGUCUCUUACACAAACCUGAAGAUAUGGGUUGGAGAAUUGGUGAUAGAAUUGUUAUAGCUCCGACUAUGUCAAGCUCAAGUGGAAAUGCUGAAGAUUAUACGAUUGGAGGAUUCGAAGCUAAUAAUACUAUAAAAUUGCUUAAUAAAGACGGAACUUCUACUGGUUUUAUAUCGUCAUAUUUUAAGUCAACAACCCUGUUUACAGGCCAAAAUAUGUCUGCUCUCAUGCAAGCUGAAGUUAUUAACCUUGCACGUAAUAUUAUAAUUACUGGAGACGAUUUUCAGCAUGUUAAUUGUGUGGAUGAUGCUGCUGGCGGCAAACCACAGGAUCAUAUUCAAGCCGAUCACUGUUCAUGUUGGAAAUCUAUUAACCGAAAUAAAUGCACUCUUGGAUUGCAUACAAUUGCGAUUGGCCACGGUUCUGUUCUAUCUUUACAAUACACAAGGAUUGAGAAGUGUGGUCAACGUGGUAUUUUAGGAAAAUACUGUGUACAUUUACAUUUAAUUAGUAAAUGUCCUGAUUGCAAAAUUAUUGGUAAUGCUAUUGAGUAUGGUCAUCAAAGAGGUACUACCAUUCAUGGAACACAUUUGGCAACUAUAGAGAAUAAUGUUUAUAAUGAUAUUCGUGGUGCAACAAUAUAUGUUGAAGAUGGAAAUGAAAUGUAUAAUAGAAUAUUUUAUAAUGUUGGAAUAUGUCCUUGGGCAAAAUCCGGAGAAAAAAGGGGAUGUACUAUACCAGGCACAGACAAUGAUCAAGCUGAUACUACAUUAAAUCAAGCUGGUUUAUGGGGUUUGAGUUUUACUAACUAUGCUAUUGGAAAUCGUUUUGCUAAUAAUUAUAAUGGUAUGUUGUAUCAAGAGCAAGGAUUCGAUCGUGGUCGAGGUCACGUAAAUGGUUUAGAAUGUCCAAGUUUCCAGCAAAUUGGAAGAUUAGAAGGAAACACUUUUCAUGGUUGUGGAAGAUUUGGUACAUAUGUACUCGCAAGUGUAUUCCCAAAAAAAACCGACAGAUCGGUUGAUAAAAAUGGUUUACCAACUUUAAGCACAUGUAAAGAAUGGACUACAAAUGGUGAAGAUAAUGGAUUACCAGCGACAUUUAUGCAUAAUAUCGAUUAUGACAAUGUGUUUGUCGGCCAAUAUAGUACUGGUGAUUUACAGUAUCGAUUUCAUACAAGCAUUAACAACAACAAUUUGAUUUACUGGAAGGAAACAAAAAACUUUCAAGACGGUUGUUCCUCUCAUAUUGCUGAUUCGUUUUAUGACUCAGGCAAUUUGGCUUUGCCUGGUGGUCAUGGAACGUUUAUUUUGGAAAAUAUGAUUUUCAAUAAUCAAGUUAACUUUGAGUCAAGUCAUCAUUGUCAAAUUGGAGUAACUGGAGUACUUUGUAUGCCAACUUAUGUAUUUGUCAAUAUGAAAUGGACUGGUGUUACAUCUGAUGAAUUUUCAAUAUUAAAGUGGGGACCGAACAAUGGUGCCAUGUUUACACUUGGACCCGAUGAUGAGAAAAACUUAAAUGGGAAUAAAUUAUUUCCAGCUGGAUUUUGUUCUAUAGUCAAUCCAUAUUGGUCCUAUCUUUUAGCAUUGGAUAAUGGUGCAUCUUGUUUUAGUUUGAAUGAUGUUGCUAGUCUUUUAGGUCAAAAUACUGGUAAAUUUAUGAGAAAAUAUGAUGGUGGAGCUAUUUUAUGCAAAAGACCUGUUCGCCGACUUGAAAUAUUCUCAUUUAAUCAAAAUUCUGGAAACUCUCAAACGAUGCAGUUGGAACUUUGGCAAUUCGGUAAUCUCAUAAGUUCAGUUACUUUGAAAUUUUUUCAAAUUGGAGACAGAAAGCAAGGUUACAGUGCCACUGUUGUUCCUGGUUUGGAUCACAAAUAUAAAUUGUCAAUGACUGGUGGAGGAGAUGUGUCUUCUGAUUGGAUUAUUGAAUUUUCUGAUCCUAUCUUUGGAAAUCGUUGGAAGAGAGAUGAGAUUGAUUUAGUUGUUGCCGGUAGAAACUGUCCAUAUCCAGUUCACUCUCAGCACGAUCGAAGAUACAUUUGGUCUGGAGAUAAUUAUCUUACAGUAAAAGGAAGAGGAGCUUGUACGUCUUUUCCUGACAUGUCACCCGUUAACUGUAGAUCUCAACCACAAUUAAGUAAUGUUGAGCAUUGUCCUGACAAAUGCCCGAAUAGUUGUACAAAUGGAUACUGUGAUUGUGCAACAGGAGAGUGUUUGUGUAAUCCUGGAUUUUCUGGUUCAAAUUGUAAUAUUGACACUUGUGCUGCUGCUGGAUGUAUCAAUGGUAAUUGUGUUGCUCAAUAUCUUGGACAAAGUUUACCUGUUACAAAUAAACCAUGUGUUUGUAUGGAUGGUUGGUAUGGUGAUAGAUGUGAUACAACGACCCCACCACUUCCAGUUUCAGAUCCAGCGCCCUCGUGCUUUAACGGAUGUUAUUUCUUCACGGAUAGUGAUAUUGCCGGUGAACAGUUUGACGUUUCUCAAGCAGCAGAUCCAAAAUCUUGCUGUGCUGAGUGCAAUGCAAGGGCAGCCUGUAAUUCAUGGGUUUUUUUCUCUUUUCGUUGCUUUUUAAAAACAGGAACACAAAGAAUACAUAAACCUGGAGUUAUGUCAGGAAUUAAAUGUUCAGGUGGAACAGGUUCUAGUACCAUUGCAUCUGUUACGACAACACCUGUUAUGAUAGCACCUGUUACAACAGCACCUGUUACGAUAGCACCUGUUACGACAGCACCAAUAACAACCAACUGUGAUGGUAAAUGCCAAGGCCAAUAUCCGUAUGGUUGUAAUCCUAGCUUUCAAUAUGGAUAUUGUAACGCAGGAGGUGGAUGUAGCUAUUCUACAAUGAAUGAUCCUAAUUGGUGUUGCUUCAACGGUUGUAAUCAACAACCAUCUGGUACAAACCCACCAGCUUUGACAAAUCCGCCAACAGAUGCACCAAUAACAGUUACGGUAGCACCUGUAUCAACUUCCUGUGAUGGCAAAUGCCCUGGAGAAUUUCCUUAUGGUUGUAAUGCUGGUUUUCCUAUAGGAUACUGUGCUUCUUCGGGUGGAUGUAGCUAUUCUACAAUGAAUGAUCCUUAUUGGUGUUGUUUCAAAGGCUGUUGA
Messenger RNA from Rotaria sordida, 3660 nucleotides. The record is from the annotation of a GenBank genome assembly. NCBI's taxonomy places the organism in Eukaryota, Metazoa, Rotifera, Eurotatoria, Philodinida, Philodinidae.